CCAGGCUAGGGCAGCUGUCGCAAAGAGGGAAGGGGCUGGGCGGGACUCCGGGAAGAGUGUGGGCGGGGCUCUGCCCGAAGGGCGUGGCCUCCAGAGAGCCGGGCGAGCCCACGCACGCACACGCAUGCUGCUGUUACCUCUUCGGGUCCUGCGCCGGCGUUUCCGGCAUGUCUCCCGCCGCGUCCCCUGCCGCCAGGCGUCCCAGGGCGCGGAGGCCAACCGAGCAGGGUGGGAAGAAAAGAGCAGGAACAGAGUGAAGUGGAGGCAGCUGGAACACAAAGGCCCGUACUUCACCCCUGCCUACGAACCCCUUCCGGAUGGAGUGCGCUUCUUCUACGACGGGAAGCCGGUGAAGCUGAGCUUGCCAGCGGAGGAGGUCGCCACUUUGUAUGGGAAAAUGCUGCAUCUUGAGUGUACAACCAAGGAAGUCUUCCAGAGGAACUUCUUCAGUGACUGGCGGAAGGAGAUGACAGCCGAGGAGAGAAAGCUUAUCACACACCUUGACAAAUGCGACUUCGUGGAGAUCCACAGGCACUUCAUGGAAAGAACUGAGGCCCGCAGGACCCUGCCCAGGGAGCAGAAGCAGAAGCUAAAAGAAGAGGCAGAAGAGCUUCAGCAGGAGUUUGGCUACUGUAUUCUAGAUGGCCACAGAGAAAAAAUAGGCAAUUUCAAGACGGAGCCACCUGGCUUGUUCUGCGGCCGAGGGGACCAUCCCAAGAUGGGGAUGCUGAAGAGGAGAGUCAUGCCGGAGGAUGUGGUCAUCAACUGCAGCAGGUGUGUGGGACCCAGCCAGCCAGGCUCUCAUGGGUGAGCCUUGGACCCCGGCUGGGUCUAGCCCGGGCUGCCUGGUGAGGUGACUUUUGUCCUUAGCUCUUUAGGGUAGGACCCCUCACUGGAUGUGACACCAGACACUGUUCCCAUGUAUCCGGGGUCGUGGCAGGGCUCUGGGUCAGUAGGUGUAGCUGUGGACAGCAUCCCUCUGCACCAGCAGACUCCCUCAUCUUGCUCAGCGGGGCUGAGGUUCUCCUACUGGGAGGUGUGCUGUGCAUUUUCAGCGUUUGGCUUACCAAAUACCUAAAUACCUUGGGCACUGGUGCUGGGCUGCUGUUACCUACUGUUAGUCCUGUGUAACCUC
Molecule: messenger RNA, 1135 nt
Organism: Peromyscus leucopus (white-footed mouse)
Lineage: Eukaryota; Metazoa; Chordata; Mammalia; Rodentia; Cricetidae
Product: DNA topoisomerase I, mitochondrial-like
Exons: 5
Coding region: 125-811 (228 amino acids)
Biological process (GO): DNA topological change; DNA replication
Cellular component (GO): chromosome; mitochondrial nucleoid
Molecular function (GO): DNA topoisomerase type I (single strand cut, ATP-independent) activity; DNA binding
Source: RefSeq, a predicted model, not a curated record